Portunus trituberculatus (swimming crab) is the source of this 1615-nucleotide messenger RNA. RefSeq lists its product as uncharacterized. The coding region runs from base 500 to 1540 and encodes 346 amino acids. The transcript has a single exon. The record is from RefSeq and is a predicted model, not a curated record. NCBI's taxonomy places the organism in Eukaryota, Metazoa, Arthropoda, Malacostraca, Decapoda, Portunidae.
CUGGUGAGUGAGUGCUCUCAGCUCUCAAUUUUGCCGAGAGCGCUCCAAAUAUCUACGUCACCAAAUGAAUCUGUAUUGUCAAUGAAGUGCCAGUAGUGGUUAGUUUUGCCCUUCAUGUGUAACAAUCUUCCUCUUGCAGGUUAUCCUCCAAGCGUUCUUAACGGCAGCUACGGCGGCGCUGCCCCAAAGCUACUCUCUGCCCCAACAGUCUGGCAGGCUAACUAGUGCUGGGUCACCGCUACUCUACAGGCUCGGGAAGACACAUGGUCUUGGACAGCCACAAGUCCGCGCACGGCAUGAUGUCCUGACUGAGCAUCACGAAGCCCCUGGGGGACAACAUGCCAGCGUGCAGCCUCAGGGGCACGCUUGGCCAUAUGACCUGCGACAGGAGCUCAGAGGCCGCACUGGGAGGCAAGGACUGGAGCCGAGUCAGAGCUCCGAGAGAAGAUCCGUCUUGACAAAGAUAUCACGGGGACAGAGAGAAUCUCAAGGCAACUUAAUGCCCCGUGGAUACCCGGAGCAAAAUCAACAUAAACAGAUACAUGGGAGACGAGCGGGGCUAUUACAAAUGACACAGCUGCACACUCCCACUGGAUCAAAUUACGCAACUCACCAUCUGGGGCAACCAGCGGCGCUGUACGACUCAGUUAUGUUCCCUGGACGCACGAGGCAAGGCGCCUCUACUUACUUCUCUGGGACACUCACGGAACAACAAGGAUUGACACAACCCCAAGAUGGAAAGCGGGAAAAUGUACCCAUUCGCGCUUUUGGAAGACCGGCAAAUCAGAAGGAAACAACACCUCCUGCAGGGCUGGAUGGCCACAGUCACACUUUCCUACGACCCAUGGAGCCCAGAAACCUGACUCAGGACCACCAAGGACCAAGAGUGACAUACUUUCCAGAGCAGCCAGACAAUCAUGACCUGCAGGACAUCAUACAACGACCUGCGACGGUCCCGAGAGUGCCAUCACACGGUCAAGGUCCCACCUAUCCUGUACUCAGCGGCAGCUGCCCCCAGGGGCAGGUGGUGCACGCUGACGGCUCCUGCGUGGUGCCCGAGGUGACCCGCGACUUGUACGUGUUCAGCAUCCCCGACAUGCCCCGCCGCCCAACCAGGCCGCCGCCCACCCUGCCGCCACCAAGGGUGCACGAGCACGUUCUGUUCAUCCGCGCGCCGGAGGGCGGACACACCGCGCAGCCCCUGCUGGUGCCACCACCCGCGCAGAAGAGCGUCGUCUACAUCCUCAGGGAAGACUCGCCUGACGAGGAGCCGCGCGUCAUCCAGGCGCCUGCACCGCCACCCGCACGCCCCGAAGUCUUCUUUGUCAACUACGAGGAAGGUGAGAACCCCGCCCUGCACGGUGGCCUCGACCUGCAGCAGGUCCUGCAGACCGUCACCUCGGCCCCGCCAGCCCUGCACGAUGCCGCUGUCCUCGAGCACGUGCAGGAGGCGCCGCAACAGCAGAUUCACUCCAAGCAGGAGCUCACGCCGGUGGUGACCUUGUCCUGGAAGACAACAGCGAAGAAGAUCUCACUUUGAGAGGAUACAGCGCCCAUGGUGCUACUCUGGGAAGCCAAAGCGACGAAGAUAUCACUCUGGCAGGAUACAGCUCCC